AUGGUUAGGAAAGUGUCAUCUAAGUGUAAUGUGUGUGUGUCUGUCUGUCCUUGCGUGUCAGGCGAGGUGCUGCAGCCGGUGACGGACGUGGACAUCCCUCAGCAGCUGGUGGAGCGGCUGCAGGAGGAGAAGAGGGUGGAGGCCCAGAAGAGGAAGGAGAGGCAGGAGGCCCACCUCUACAUGCAAGUACAGAUGGUGACGGAGGACCAGUUUUGCGGCCACCAGGGCAACGACAUGUACGACGAGGAGAAAGUCAAGUACACAGUGUUCAAGGUGCUCAAGAGCUCCACGCUAGCAGAGUUCGUCCAGAACCUGUCCCAAACCAUGGGCUUCCCACAGGACCAGAUGAGGCUGUGGCCAAUGCAGGCCCGGAGCAACGGCACCAAGAGGCCCGCCAUGCUCGACUACGAGGCCGACUGCAACAAGUCUAUGAUUGACUUGAGUGACAACGAGAACCCGUGGACAAUAUUUCUGGAGACGGCGGCCAGCGGAGCAACGUUACCCAAGUUCGACAAAGACCAUGAUGUCAUGUUGUUCUUGAAGAUGUAUGAUCCAAAAACCAGAAGCUUAAAUUAUUGUGGACAUAUCUACACACCUGUAUCCUGUAAAAUACGAGACCUGCUGCCUGUCAUGUGUGAAAGAGCAGGGUUCCAGCAGGGAACUAGUCUUAUCCUCUAUGAGGAAAUUAAACGGAAUUUAACAGAGAGAAUACAAGACUAUGAUGUCUGCUUGGACAAGGCUCUGGAUGAGUUAAUGGAUGCAGACAUCAUUGUGUUCCAGAAGGAUGACCCAGAGAAUGACACCAGUGAGCUGCCCACUGCGAAGGACUACUUCAGAGACCUGUACCAUCGCGUGGACGUCAUCUUCUGCGACAAAACCAUCCACAACGACCCCGGCUUUGUCGUCACACUGUCAAACAGAAUGAAUUACUUCCAGGUGGCCAAGACUGUAGCACAGAGGUUAAACACUGACCCUAUGCUCCUGCAGUUCUUCAAGUCCCAGGGGUACAGAGAUGGCCCAGGAAACCCGCUCAGGCACAACUAUGAAGGCACUCUCCGAGACCUGCUGCAGUUCUUCAAGCCACGACAGACCAAGAAACUCUACUACCAGCAGCUCAAGAUGAAGAUCACAGACUUCAAGAACAGUCACUAGACCCAGGCCCACGAUGUCAUUUUGACGGCCCUCGGCCAGGGCGGUUCUAAGGGGUGGCAGGGGAGGUUGGCAUUUGCCAGAAAUAUGAUAUGCCAGUCCAGGUGCCCCCUCAGAUAUAAUAGACCCAUGAAAUCGUAAAUAGCGGUUCAACAAAACAUCGUUUUUUCCCCACACACUCUUUGAUGCAUGUUUGUAUAGACAUCAUGGCUGUGAACUGGGACAUGUGGGGGAACCAUUUGAAAGCUCAUAUUCUCCUCUUUCCGAUGGUACAGGUAUGCAUGAUAUUCAGUUGCCACGUACAUUACGACAACAAUGACACAUAGAAGCAGAGGUGUGCUUUUAUAUCCUGAGGAUUGGAAAAGGUCUCAGAGAAAAUGCACUGUAUUUCAUUCAUUUGGUUUUCCUUUUCCAAGUUAAAUGUGUACCAAUGGAGAUUUGUAAGUAUAUGCCUAUGCUCUAUAGUCCAUGUGAUAAAUAUAUAGAUUUGUUUUGAUAGGCUACAUGGAGAUUAAUGUUAAACUUUAUGGUUAAUUCCUGAGACUUCAUUUUAUUCCUCCUGUAAAUUCUGCUAAUUUUUAAGGCCAAAAUAUUCACUGGCAUGUGCUAAUUGCUGUCUUUGUGGUGGAAUGGUGCUGUUGGUGAUUCUGUAGAGUAGCCAGUGAGUAGCCACUAAGCACAUUAUUGUUACUACCAAUAAAUAUUUCAAGAAGA
Molecule: messenger RNA, 1863 nt
Organism: Engraulis encrasicolus (European anchovy)
Lineage: Eukaryota; Metazoa; Chordata; Actinopteri; Clupeiformes; Engraulidae
Product: ubiquitin carboxyl-terminal hydrolase 7-like
Exons: 12
Coding region: 1-1152 (383 amino acids)
Source: RefSeq, a predicted model, not a curated record